AUGGUUGUUGACGACCAAGAUGGGAUAGACAGGAUCUCCGAUUUGCCCAAAGAAAUUAUCCAUAUAAUAUUUAAAGACAUGUCAUUUCGAGAAGUGACAAGAACAUGUGUCUUGUCAAAAAAAUGGCGAAAAUUUUGGACUGCACAUCCAAAUCUUAUUCUAGACAGACAAUUUUUUCGAGAGACAGUUGGUAAUAGGAGAAUGAUUGAAUAUAACUAUUUUAGUGAUAUAAUUGACAAAGUUAUUUUGCAGCAUAUUGGAUCCAUUGACAAAUUUACCCUUGAUAUGUCAAUGUUCUAUUUCUAUAAUUGGGACCUUGACCAUUGGUUGCUAAAUGUAACCAUAAAAAAUGUCAAGGAAGUAAUCUUAGAUAAUUACAACCAUGAUCCUUGUAUCUUACCCUUUUGCAUAUUUGAUUGCUCAACUCUCACAUAUUUAUAUAUCACAAAUUGCUUAGUAAAACCACCUUAUCCCACCAUAUUAUUUCCAAAUCUCCUUGAACUAAAUUUGAAAUCCAUCAAAUUUAGCCAAGACAUAGCAAAUCAUUUCUUUACUAUCCCAUUACUUUCAACCUUAACAUUCACUUCCUGCAAUGGUAUUCAUUUCCUCAACAUUUCUGCUCCAAAGGUUGAAUUCUUGACUAUUUAUAAGAGUCAUAAAAUUUGUGCAAAUUUUCUAGAAAACUUCCCAAAUGUUAAGGUUUUGUGCAUUGUUAUAUUCAUUGGUGAAGAAUCAGCAAAUUAUGAACAAGAGAGGUUCAUUACAUGGUCAAGGCUUCUUUUUGUAUGCUCUAAUCUGAGAGGGCUUGCUUUGAGUAAUUCUUGCAUUGGGCUUUUGGGUGCAGAAAAUAUUCCUAAAAGGUUUCCAUUCAAAGCCUAUCAUUUGGAGGAUGUAAAUUUGCGUGUGGAGUUUGGUGAUAUUGAUCAAGUCUCUGGUGUUCUUUCCUUGAUUCGAAGUUCUCCCAACUUGCGCUCACUAGAGAUAGAUGUUUUUAGUAGUGGGAGCAGCGUAGAAGUUACAAAUUAUCUGGCAGAUCGAAACUGUGUUGACCAACAAUUUGAGAGGCUUGAAUAUGUGGAAGUAACAGAAUUUCAAGGCACAACAUCUGAGCUCAUUUUCUUACAGCUAAUCCUAGCAAAUUCCCCUUCACUUUCAAAGAUGAUCGUUGGAUCCUAUGAUGAACUUGAUGUAGGUAAAGUACGAUGUGAUUAUGAACUACUGAGGCUGUCCCCAAACGCAUCACCAAGAGUAGAAAUCAUCGUAAUACCUUACGAUCGAGAUAUGUAACUUAAACUUGCAGAGGCGGAUUCAGGAUUUAUAGUUAAUAAGUUCAACUGCAUGCACUUUAAUUUCCUUUAUGGGAUUUUGUUUUAAGUUAAUGUGGAGACUGUGGAUGUAGUAUUAUUUCUUUGUUUUUUUUUCUUCAGUUGAAGACUCUUUUGUUAUUUUGCAGUGAUAUGAGAUUCUUUCAUAUCAAGGCACAAUAUUG
Messenger RNA from Nicotiana attenuata, 1489 nucleotides. RefSeq names its product F-box/FBD/LRR-repeat protein At1g13570-like. The coding region runs from base 1 to 1287 and encodes 428 amino acids. Gene Ontology annotation, molecular function: protein binding. The record is from RefSeq and is a predicted model, not a curated record. NCBI's taxonomy places the organism in Eukaryota, Viridiplantae, Streptophyta, Magnoliopsida, Solanales, Solanaceae. The transcript has 3 exons.